Molecule: messenger RNA, 4677 nt
Organism: Acinonyx jubatus (cheetah)
Lineage: Eukaryota; Metazoa; Chordata; Mammalia; Carnivora; Felidae
Gene: MYO3B
Product: myosin IIIB
Exons: 35
Coding region: 574-4617 (1347 amino acids)
Biological process (GO): protein phosphorylation
Cellular component (GO): myosin complex
Molecular function (GO): ATP binding; protein binding; cytoskeletal motor activity
Source: RefSeq, a predicted model, not a curated record
ACAAAUCCCUUGCCUCCCCAGCUCUGGAAUUAGCGUAGCACUGCGUGGUUCUCAGCCCCUUCCGCAGUAGCGGAGAUCCGGUUCCCUUCACUGGCACGCGCAGUGGGGAGGGAGACCUUCCGGUGAGCAUUGCCGCUGCUUCCUGGCCUCCGGGUCGUCCUCGUGGGAGGCCUCCUGUAGGGUCCCUCCCUGCUCCCUCGCUCCAGCAGGGCCACCUGCCCAGCUGGAGGUCCAAGAGAUUCAACAGCUCAGAAGGACACAAACCAACUUUUUACUUUUUUUUUUUUUUCUGCGGCUUGUGACUCCCUAGGAAGGGCCCUGCUCUGCUCAGGGGCCCCUCACAAAGCUCACCUCCUUCCUCAGGCAGCGCCUCCUCACUCCUGUCCCAACCGCAACUUUUGUACCCCUGCUGGCGAUGCCUCGGGGAACCCCAGCCCAAUCCCUCACGCUCAGCCAGCCUCCUCGGGCUCCGCCGUGAGCAUGGUGGUUCCAGAAGUUUCCUCGAAGGCCGAGGUACGCCAGCGGAGCCUUUAAAGGAAACAUCUGUAUGGAUUGUUUCAUUACAACCCCACGAUGCUUGGACUUGAAUCGCUUCCAGAUCCCACUGAUACCUGGGAAAUUAUAGAGACCAUAGGUAAAGGCACCUAUGGCAAGGUCUACAAGGUAACUAACAAGAGAGAUGGGAGCCUGGCUGCAGUAAAAGUUUUGGAUCCAAUCAGUGAUAUGGAUGAAGAGAUUGAGGCAGAAUACAACAUUUUGCAGUUUCUUCCUAAUCAUCCCAACGUUGUAAAGUUUUAUGGGAUGUUUUACAAACCGGAUCACUGUGUGGGAGGACAGCUGUGGCUGGUCCUGGAGUUGUGUAAUGGGGGCUCAGUCACCGAGCUUGUCAAAGGUCUACUCAGGUGCGGCCAGCGGUUGGAUGAAGCAAUGAUCUCAUACAUCUUAUAUGGGGCCCUCUUGGGCCUUCAGCAUUUGCACAAUAACCGAAUCAUCCACCGUGACGUCAAGGGGAAUAACAUUCUUCUGACAACAGAAGGAGGAGUUAAGCUCGUUGACUUUGGUGUCUCAGCUCAGCUCACCAGUACACGUCUACGGAGAAACACAUCUGUUGGCACCCCGUUCUGGAUGGCCCCUGAGGUCAUUGCUUGUGAGCAGCAGUAUGACUCUUCCUAUGACGCUCGCUGUGACGUCUGGUCCUUGGGGAUCACAGCUAUUGAACUGGGGGAUGGAGACCCUCCCCUCUUUGACAUGCAUCCUGUGAAAACGCUUUUUAAGAUUCCAAGAAAUCCUCCACCUACUUUACUUCAUCCGGAAAAAUGGUGUGAGGAAUUCAACCACUUUAUUUCACAGGGAACCAGGUCUCUAAGAUUGUACUUUGGAUUGUUGUUGAUUUUUGCAAACAGGUGUCUUAUUAAGGAUUUUGAAAAGCGGCCUUCUGUCACACAUCUCCUCGACCACCCAUUUAUUAAAGAAGCCCACGGGAAGGUUUUAUUUCUGCAAAAACAGCUGGCCAAGGUCCUCCAAGACCAGAAGCAUCUAAACCUUGUUGUUAAAACCAGACAUGAAAGAAUGCACACCAGAAGACCCUAUCAUGUGGAAGAUGCUGAAAAAUACUGCCUUGAGGAUGAUUUGGUCAAUUUAGAGGUUCUGGAUGAGGAUACAAUUAUUCGUCAGUUGCAAAAGCGUUAUGUGGACUUGCUGAUUUACACCUAUGUUGGAGACAUCUUAAUUGCCUUAAACCCCUUCCAGAAUCUAAGCAUAUACUCCCCGCAGUUUUCCAGACUUUAUCAUGGGGUGAAACGUGCCUCCAAUCCGCCCCACAUAUUUGCAUCAGCAGAUGCUGCUUACCAGUGUAUGGUUACUUUCAGCAGAGACCAGUGCAUUGUCAUCAGCGGAGAAAGUGGCUCUGGGAAGACGGAAAGCACCCACCUGAUUGUUCAGCAUUUGACUUUCUUGGGGAAGGCCAAUAAUCAGACCCUGAGAGAGAAAAUCCUGCAAGUCAACUCCCUGGUGGAAGCCUUUGGAAAUGCACGCACUGCCAUCAAUGACAAUUCCAGCCGUUUUGGAAAAUACCUGGAAAUGAUGUUUACACCAACGGGAGCUGUGAUGGGGGCAAGAAUCUCUGAGUAUCUCCUUGAAAAAUCCAGAGUUAUAAAACAGGCAGUGGGAGAGAAAAAUUUUCACAUAUUUUACUAUAUUUAUGCUGGUCUUUAUCACCAGAAGAAACUUUCUGAGUUCAGACUUCCUGAGAAAAAGCCUCCUAGGUACAUAGCUGAUGAAACUGGAAGGGUGAUACACGACAUCACUUCCAAGGAAUCUUACAGAAGACAAUUUGAAGCAAUUCAGCAUUGCUUCAGGAUUAUAGGGUUCACUGACAAGGAAGUGCACUCAGUGUACAGAAUUUUGGCUGGGAUUUUGAAUAUUGGAAACAUUGAGUUUGCAGCUAUUUCCUCUCAACAUCAAACUGAUAAAAGUGAGGUGCCCAAUGCUGAAGCUUUGGAAAAUGCUGCCUCCCUUCUCUGCAUCAGCCCCGAAGAACUCCAAGAGGCCCUUAUCUCACACUGUGUGGUCACCCGGGGUGAGACCAUCAUCCGUGCCAACACUGUCGACAGAGCCGCGGAUGUCCGAGAUGCCAUGUCCAAAGCCUUGUAUGCGAGGCUCUUCAGUUGGAUUGUAAAUCGCAUCAAUACACUCCUGCAGCCAGACAAAAGCAUAUGUAGUGCAGAUGAUGGUAUGAAUGUGGGGAUCUUGGAUAUUUUUGGAUUCGAGAACUUUGGGAGAAAUUCAUUUGAGCAGCUCUGCAUAAACAUUGCCAAUGAGCAAAUCCAGUACUAUUUCAACCAGCACGUUUUUGCUCUUGAGCAGGUGGAAUAUCAGAAUGAAGGCAUUGAUGCUACACCUGUGAUGUAUGAGGACAACCGCCCACUCUUGGACAUGUUCCUCCAGAAGCCCCUGGGACUGCUUGCACUUUUGGAUGAGGAAAGUCGAUUUCCCCAAGCAACUGAUCAGACCCUGGUUGAUAAAUUUGAAGAUAAUCUGCGAUGCAAAUACUUCUGGAGGCCCAAAGGAGUGGAGCUGUGCUUUGGCAUCCUGCACUAUGCCGGAAAGGUAUUAUAUGAUGCUUCUGGGGUUCUUGAGAAAAACAGAGAUACUCUACCUGCUGAUGUGGUUGUAGUCCUGAGGACGUCAGAAAACAAGCUUCUUCAGCAGCUCUUCUCAAUUCCUUUGACCAAAACAGGUAACUUGGCCCAGACAAGAGCCAGGAUAACAGCAGCCUCAAGAUCUUUGCCUCCUCAUUUCAGUGCUGGAAGAGCCAAGGUGGACACUCUGGAGGUGAUACGGCAUCCAGAAGAAACCACCAACAUGAAGAGGCAGACCAUGGCUUCUUAUUUCCGGUAUUCUCUGAUGGAUCUGCUCUCUAAAAUGGUGGUCGGACAGCCCCACUUUGUGCGCUGCAUUAAACCCAAUGAUGACCGAGAGGCCCUGAAGUUCUCCCGAGAGAGUGUGCUGGCCCAGCUCCGCUCCACAGGGAUCCUGGAGACAGUCAGCAUCCGCAGGCAGGGGUAUUCCCACCGCAUCCUCUUUGAAGAGUUUGUGAAAAGGUAUUAUUACUUGGCAUUCAAAGCACAUGAAACACCUGUUGCUAGCAAAGAGAGCUGUGUUGCUAUCUUGGAAAAGUCCAGAUUAGAUCACUGGGUGCUGGGAAAAACAAAGGUUUUUCUCAAAUAUUACCAUGUUGAGCAGUUGAAUUUGCUGCUACGAGAAGUCAUAGGCAGAGUGGUGGUGCUGCAGGCAUAUGCCAAAGGGUGGCUUGGAGCCAGGAGAUACAGAAGAGUCAGAGAGAAGAGAGAGAAGGGGGCCAUUGCCAUCCAGUCAGCCUGGAGAGGAUAUGAUGCUCGGAGGAAAUUUAAGAAAAUAAGCAACAGAAGGAGUGAGUCUGCGGUUCGUAUUCAAGCAGAGCACCCUUCAGGCCAAAGCAGUGAUCUGCAGCCUGCUGUUGCAGGGGACACCAAGGAAAGUGCCCACGGUCAAGACUGUAGUGAGCUUGGUGACCACACAGUUCUAAGGGGCUCUAUAGAUCAUAAAGUCAUCCCACAAACAGAAUUCAACAAUGGCCAUGAAGACACUUCAAGCAACCCUCCUGCUAUCACUGAGAAAAAUUGGCAUCCACAAGCCCAGUGUUCUCCAGAAGGGUAUGAUGUCUUCGCAGGACAUCCAAAUAAGCACUCCAUUUCUGGGACUGAUUUGCUGUCUUCUCGGACAUGCCAUGCUGCCCCAGGUCGCCCAGCACUGAGUCCUUCCAGGGGAGCCCCUGCAAAACCUGUUUCAGAAAAUGGUCUUGUACAGAAGCAGCGAACACCUCGCCGAAGAUGUCAGCAGCCCAAAAUGUUGAGUAGCCCUGAGGACACCAUGUACUAUAACCAGUUAAAUGGAACUCUAGAAUAUCAAGGGAGCAAAAGGAAGCCAAGAAAACUUGGCCAAAUCAAAGUGCUUGAUGGGGAAGAUGAGUAUUAUAAAUCUUUGUCACCUGUGGACUCCGUUCCUGAGGAAGACAACCCAGCCUGCCCUUUCUUUUAUUCCUCAUCCUCAAAAGGAGCAUCUUCUGCUCAGCACUGAGCUGUACUUCCUGCCCCCCCCCCCAAGUCUGCGGAGGGUAAGAACAAUCAUGGUAGUUGA